Messenger RNA from Harpegnathos saltator (Jerdon's jumping ant), 2660 nucleotides. RefSeq names its product threonine--tRNA ligase (gene ThrRS). The record is from RefSeq and is a predicted model, not a curated record. The coding region runs from base 144 to 2279 and encodes 711 amino acids. Gene Ontology annotation, cellular component: cytoplasm; mitochondrion. Gene Ontology annotation, biological process: threonyl-tRNA aminoacylation. Lineage: Eukaryota; Metazoa; Arthropoda; Insecta; Hymenoptera; Formicidae. Gene Ontology annotation, molecular function: ATP binding; threonine-tRNA ligase activity. The transcript is spliced from 5 exons.
AUCUGAAAGUAUACACCAAUUAAAUCCAAGAACGUACAAAACGCUCAUUAUGUGAUGUGUAUAUAAGUAGCUCUGUAGCACGCGGUGAAUCUCUUAUUGUGGUUCACUCGUAUAGUUUCAUAUGAUUAGUGUCACCAUCCAAUAUGACCGACAACGUAGUAUCUGAAGUGCAAAAUCUGAAUUUGACGGACGAAAAGACGAAAAUGAAAGCAGCGCAAAAGAAGAAGACUGCUGAGAUGGAAAACUCUGUGUCUGAACUUAAUCCUUGGCCCACAUACAUUCAAGACCGUCUUAUGUUAUGGGAUAAGCUGAAAAAAGAAUACGAGAAUGAAUUAAUUGCAAGAACUCCAGCUGAUAUAACUGUGAUGCUCCCAGAUGGCAAGGAAGUUAGCGCUCAAUCUUGGCGUUCUACUCCGUAUGAUGUUGCAAAAAGUAUCAGCCAAGGAUUAGCAGACAAUACUGUGAUUGCGAAAGUCAACAAUGAACUGUGGGAUCUUGACAGGCCAUUGGAAGGCGAUUGUAAGCUGCAAUUGUUGAAAUUUGAUGACCCAGAAGGUCAGCAAGUCUUUUGGCAUUCUAGUGCUCAUAUUCUUGGAGAAGCUAUGGAAAGAGUAUAUGGUGGUUGUCUAUGUUAUGGACCUCCUAUUGAGAAUGGCUUUUAUUAUGACAUGCAUCUGGAUGACAAAGGUAUCUCCUAUACUGACUUUCCAUACUUGGAAAGUCUAUAUAAAAAUAUAGUCAAAGAGAAGCAGCCUUUUGAGCGACUGGAAAUGACCAAGGAGAACCUUUUGGAGAUGUUUAAGUACAAUGAAUUCAAAUUACGAAUUAUAAACGAGAAGAUACAUACUCCCACCACCACAGCUUACAGAUGUGGUCCUCUGAUCGAUUUGUGCAGGGGACCACACGUUAGGCACACGGGGAAAAUCAGGGCUGUUAAGAUCACAAAGAACUCCUCCGCAUAUUGGGAAGGUAACGCGAAUGCGGAAUCUCUGCAACGAUUAUAUGGAAUAAGUUUCCCAGAUAACAAGCAAUUGAAAGAAUGGGAGAAGUUGCAAGAAGAAGCGGCCAAACGGGAUCACAGGAAGAUUGGCAAGGAACAAGAACUGUUCUUCUUUCAUGAGUUGUCACCCGGCUCCUGCUUCUUUCAACCUCGUGGUGCUUACAUAUACAACACUUUAAUCGAUUUCAUUCGUUCCGAGUAUCGAAAGAGAGGCUUUCAAGAAGUAAUCUCUCCAAACAUCUAUAACAGCAAGUUGUGGCAAGUUUCGGGACACUGGCAGCAUUACGCUGAGAAUAUGUUCUCUUUUGACGUAGAGAAGGAGACUUAUGCACUCAAACCCAUGAACUGCCCAGGCCAUUGCAUGAUUUUUGACGUUCGAAGCAGAUCGUGGCGCGAAUUGCCGCUUAGAUUAGCGGACUUUGGCGUUUUACACCGUAACGAAAUGUCGGGCGCACUAACGGGGCUUACCAGAGUGAGACGGUUUCAGCAAGACGACGCGCACAUCUUCUGCUCUGUCGACCAAAUCAAUAAGGAGAUAUUAAGCGCCCUCGACUUCCUACGGCAUGUCUAUUCUGUCUUUGGAUUCACGUUCGAUCUAUGUCUGUCCACUCGGCCUGAGAAAUUCCUGGGUGAUAUAGCCAUUUGGAAUCAGGCUGAGAAAGCAUUGGAAGACAGUUUGAACACGUUUGAUGAGCCAUGGACCUUGAAUCCUCAGGAUGGUGCGUUUUAUGGACCCAAAAUUGAUAUUACCAUUCGGGAUGCUCUGAAAAGAGCUCAUCAGUGCGCCACGAUACAAUUGGAUUUCCAACUGCCAAUUAGGUUCAAUCUGUCUUAUGUCAACGAAUCGGGAGAGAAAGUGAGACCAGUGAUCAUACACAGAGCUAUUCUAGGAUCUGUGGAACGCAUGAUCGCUAUUCUAACCGAAUCGUACGCGGGAAAAUGGCCAUUCUGGCUCUCACCUCGGCAAGCGAUGGUCGUACCGGUAGCGUCUCAACUUGAUGAGUAUGCUUAUCAGGUGAAGCAGAAGCUCUGGGAUGCUGGCAUUAUGGUCGAAAUCGACGUAGAUCCAAACGACAGUUUCAAUAAGAAGAUUCGCAAUGCCCAACUUGCGCAAUUCAAUUUUAUUCUUGUUGUGGGAGAGAAAGAGCGUAAUGCUGGCACAGUGAACAUUAGGACGAGAGACAACGUGGUGCACGGCGAGAUGGGAGUGGAGGAUUUGAUCGAAAAGUUGAAAAUUCUGAAAGAAACGAAAGACCGUAGAGGGGAUCUAAAGUUUUAAUCCAAAAAUCUACGAUAAAAUAUUAAUUAUUUAUUUCUAGACCAUGCAUGAAACUUCUUUACCUAACACCACUAUCUGAUAGACUAUGAUAAGAGUCAGGACUUGUUUUAUGAGUCAUAUUUUUUUUUUUGUUGUAUUUAGUAAAAUAGAAUUGAUUUUUCACGCAUGUAUGUUUUUGUACAUUAAUACAAUUACAUAAUUAUCAUAGGUAGUAAGAACAGUAAGAGUGAAGCAGAUUAAAUUUUGAUAAAAUUUCCAGUUUUGCAUUUAUUGCAUUUAAUGUUUUUCGAGGGAUAUGAAAUAAUCCAUGUCCCAUAGAUAAAUGAAAAUUACAUUGAAGAUGUGUCUUAUAUGUUUUAUGCUAAUCAGCAAUUAUAUUAU